AAUGGCCGCUGACAACCAUACAAGUCACCGUGUUGCCAUUGAAUAGCAUGGAAUUAAACCUUCUUCAGUGUAUAUGUUUUGUGGUUAUUCGCUUGGAUUUGAUUUUAUCUGUCAUUAGGGACUUUAUGCGGCGCGCUUUAUGUCAAGCGGUCAAGUUUUUGAAAUUUGAAAGUGGUUUUAUGAUAAAUUUGGGUUAGGUUGUUUCUAUUUUGGGACGUGUUGAUCUAUUUUUAUUAAUUAUGUAUAUAAAAAGGUAGCGGAUUUUAAAUUUAAGAUGUCUCAACUAAUGUUUAUUGUGGCUUCCGCCCAUUUGGUUUAUUGCCCCUUCACAAAAGUGGAAGAGAGCUUCAACAUUCAGGCUAUGCAUGAUAUUCUCUACUACAGAUUCAACAUAUCACAGUAUGACCAUCAUGAGUUUCCUGGGGUAGUGCCAAGAACCUUCCUUGGGCCAAUGUUUAUUUCAUUAUUAGCAGCACCUAUAGUUUGUAUAUUUGAAGCUUUACACAUCAAUAAGUUCUGGACACAAUAUUUAGUGAGAACAAUUUUGGCAGCAUGUGUCAUUGGAAGUUUCACUCUUCUCAGCAAAACAUUAGAGAAGCAAUUUGGAUCAAGAUGGUUGCAGUGGUUCAUUGCUGUUACUGUAACCCAAAGCCAUUUUAUGUUCUAUUUGAGCCGGCCUUUGCCAAAUAUCAUGGUGCUGCCUUUAGUUUUAUUAGCGUUAGAUGGAUGGUUGAGAAAUGACAACAAAAGCUUUAUUCUUUUUUCUGGAGCCUCAAUAAUUAUGUUUAGGGCAGAAUUAACACUAUUCCUUGGAAUACUGCUGCUAUGUGAUCUUUACUACAAAAGGAUAACUUUGAAACGAUUGUUUCAGAUUGCUGUACCUGGAGGGAUAGCUUUUUUAAUGCUUACUGUGAUUGUGGACUCGAUAUUCUGGAAUAGACCCUUAUGGCCCGAAGGCGAGGUUUUGUGGUAUAACACCAUUAUGAAUAAGAGUUCAAACUGGGGAACAUCUCCUUUCUUAUGGUACUUUUACUCAGCAAUACCUCGCGGUAUGGCAGCCUCACUGUUCCUAAUGCCUAUAGGAUGUCUUCUAGACGAGCGAGUGCGAAAAGUCGUGGUACCAGCCUUGAUAUUUGUGUUUCUCUACUCCUUUCUUCCACAUAAGGAGUUGAGGUUUAUCAUCUAUGUGUUUCCCUUUCUGAACGUUGCAGCGGCGACAGCAUGCCAUCGAAUCUGGGAAAACCGCAACAAAUCUCCAGUAUAUCAUUUUCUCUCUUUGGGCGUGGCUGGCCAUCUUGCAAUCAACGUCAUGUUUACAUUAUUCCUGCUUAGUAUCUCUGGUACCAACUAUCCAGGAGGAACGGCCAUAGCACGAGUACAUAGGUUAGCUAGAGAUGAGCCAAACGUCAAAUUGCACAUCUGCAAUUUAGCAGCUCAGACGGGUGUCACUAGGUUCACACAGUACAACAAUGAUUGGACCUAUAGCAAGAAGGAGAAAUUAUUACCAGGAGAUUACGAAUUGUACCAAUUUACACAUUUAAUCGCUGAAGCCAAAAGUAAAUUCUCCAGCGAUCUGAAACCAUACAUAGCAACACAUGAUAUUGUCGAUACUAUUGAGGCAUUUCAUCAAGUUUCGUUCAACUAUCUGUCUAUAUCUCCAGUCAAAAUAAGAACCAAGCCUGUUCUGUUCACAUUGAGAAGGAAACCAAAUUAUAAAGAGUUGCUUCAAAUCCAGGGUGAAGAAAGUGUAGAAGAAAAUCUUAAACGUGAUGAUGUGAAUUCAGGAUCUGAAGAAAAUGAUACAGUAAACACAUCAAUCCUUAAGAACGAGGAAUCUGCAGAAGAAUAUAAUAAUCUUUUCGAUAAAAGUUCGCAUGUCAUCAAAAGUAAGGAUCAGGAAAAUAAUAUUGAUGAGACAGAGUCAGGAGAGGAUGAAGAAAGUAGCGCUCACGCAGUGGAGGAUUCGGAAGAGCUUUUAAAUGGUAUUAAUAAAGGACCAUCCCGAGAUGACAAUAAGGUCGAAUCCAUGAUUGUGAAUCAUGAUGAUACUUUUAAGGCAACUACUCAAAAACCUAAAAUAAUAAGUGAACCUACAGAUACGGACCAAAACGUUGUUAAUAGAGAACAUACUAGGGAGAAAAUAAAAAAUGUUGAACCUAGCGACAUAACACGUGAAGAGGAGGAAACGAAGAUAACUGGGGAUAAAGAUGUUGAAACAAAUUUUCAGUCUCAAGAAAAACCGAGAUUACUAAAAUUACAGAAGAUAAACGAUAAAAAACAAAAUGAUAUCGAUCCGAUUCGAACAAUGGAUUUUGGCGCAAAACCUAAAAUUACUGAAAAUGAAAAAGAUGUGGAGAAUGUUCUCAAAGAGAAAAGUAGAUUUAUCAAAGUACAAAAGUUUAGCGAAGCGGCAAAACAAACAUUUGAGUCAUUAGAUAGUGGGGAGUAUGACGCAGCUGAUGCUGAAGAUCUGCCAAAAGUAGAGUCCCUUCCCGAGAAGAGUCGAUUCAUCAAACUCAAAAAGGUACACGAUAAAUGGGAUCUGGAAUUUGAUAAUGAUGGAGCAAAGGAUACUGAGGAACCUGUAUUUGAAACCAAGCCAGAGAAAAGUAAAUUCCUCAAGAUACAAAAAGUUGGCAGUGAUAGCAAAAAGUUUGUAUCUUCAUAUAAACCAGCAGCACCUGCAUUUAUGAAAGUUCAAGAGAAGACCAAAACUAAAGCAACUCUUGAUCAAAAGUCUGACGAAGAAAUAGAAACUGUGCCAAAGAUUCCAAAGAUGAUUUUAAAAAAACCAACAGAACCUCUAAAGGAAGAUUCGUCAAGAUACAUUAAACCAGCUGUCAGUAAAUUUAAAGUAGCGAGUAGUUCGAAAAUUGAAAAAACACAAGCGAAAUAUAUGACGAAGACGAAACUGUUAGUAAAACAACAAGGAGUUAGAGAAACUCAGGUUUGUGUUUAGUUGUUUAAUAAAGUUCAAUUUGUCGACAUAAUAUCCUGUGAAUAAACUCCAGGAAAUACAUUUAUUUCUAAAAUAGUUUGUAACUAAUUCAAAUAAAUAAACACGUAAAAAAUUAUAAGAAAUCAUUGAUCAAACCAACUGGCUUCUCUUAUUUUGGUCGAAUAACAAAUUAUUUAUAUGAAGAGUAGCAAAUCCUUGGAACAGUAAUAAACCUCAGAACUUUUGCGAUAUAAUAUUUGAAAAAGUGAAAAUGUGCCAUUUUCGACCGCCUUCAAUGUAUAUUCUGUGUAAGGAUUCAGAUGGCGGCCGCUGUUUUGCUAAAUCUCUUUGGCAACAUUAACAUCUUCGUUUUUCGAAUUGGUUGUCGGGGUCUAUAAAAUUGCAUAUGUUGCACUGUUUUAAAUAUUGAAUUGUUUAUGUCUCGAAAACUAUCUACUUUAAAAAAGUUUACAAGAAUCUUUUUUCUUCAGAAUGACACAAACACCGAAAAAAAAAAAAACGUCCGGAACAAAAAAAAGAAACAAUUUCUAGAUUAUGUUUAAAAAACUAUUUAAAACAUUUUGGCGCAAUUUUGGGCGUGGGAACAUGCAGAUUUGUUUAAAGGGGUCCUUUUGAAUAAGAUUAUGCAUUUUUCUAAUAGCGCAUUUUACCAUUGUGAUUUUGUUCCGAGAGGGCAAUAAUACAGCUUUUGAUGACUUCAUUACUUGCCGUCUGGAUUGGAUUAAAUCAGAUAUUUUGAAGUAUAGAGCUUUUUGGAGUUGUUUGCAGGUACCUACCAUAGGAAAGUUAGAAGACGAAUAUAUCAAUAAUAGGCAACAUGUUAAACAGAACAUAAGAAGGAUCAUACACAAAUAUAAGAAAAAGAGGAUGGAUGAAGAAUAUACCCCAGAUGAUAGUGUGCGUACCAAGAAACUUAUUAAAAAAAUUAUAGAAGAGGAAAGGUUACAACAACACAAGGAUGAAAUAAAUAGAAUUCAGGAACAGAUAAUGAACAUAAUAGACAGUAAUCCAAAAAUAACAAAUAAAAACUUCAUAAAGUCGAAAUUAGAGGAAACUGUGAUUAAGGAGUUAGUAAAUGCUAUUGACUUGAAAGUUGAAAGUGAAGCAACUAUGAAACAGUUCGACAUGAACGUCGAUCAUAGUAAAGGGACUACUAAAAGGUAUCUUCCAAAAAUAUCUGAAAAAUUCCAAGCUGAAGAUCGCUUGGAAGAUGAUUUGAGCCUCCUAAGCAGAAGUGAUGAAGAUUAUGAAACUGGCGAAAUUGGAGCUACAACUAUUGUAAUCGUUGACAAACCUACGACAGUGAAUGUAGGCGACAUGAUUGAGGAAGAAAAAAUAGCGUUCGUGAAAAAGUUCAAAAAAGCCAACGAGAAGUUGGAUAAUAUCAUGACAAUCAUUGAUGAGAUUGUGGAUACAAUAGAAGUCACUGAUGACUUCGACGAGGAUGAUCCGUUAUUGCACCGGGACACAGUCUGGCAGCAAGGGCCAUGCCUACAGCGUGCUUAUUAAGCAUUUUGGAUGGCUGCUGAGGUAAACAGCUGAUCAGCAAGUGACAUCUGUGUAAGUCUGUUGUGGGCAAUAAUGAAUCAGGUGUGAAAACUCAUUACCAUAUUCAGAACUGUUUAUACCAAACAAUGAUUUCUUUCAGACAUUUAAAUACUUUCAGUGACUGGGAAUUUUAAUAAAACGAAUAUACGAAGUACAUAUAGAAAAAUGAUUAUUAGAAAAUUAUUAUAGUACAUGUAGGUAAGUCAGUAGGACAGACUGCGAUGUCCUUUCCAGUAGCCGUAAUUUUACUUGCAAAAAAAUUUGUUUCUGGUAAAUUUUCCGUCUUCAGUGUAACCUAAUUCAAAUGCAGCUUCAGAAAUAUUAAUGAAUACAUCUCGUGUAAAACACCAGUGAUGUACCUAUCAGCUUCUACACAAAGUUUUCGUUUCCUCUGGAUUUUCGCAAUGUGCUUAAAAGUCAGUCUAUGCCUGUAUUGACUGCCUUGUCCCAGUUGUGUA
This is a messenger RNA of Acanthoscelides obtectus, 4965 nucleotides long. The record is from the annotation of a GenBank genome assembly. NCBI's taxonomy places the organism in Eukaryota, Metazoa, Arthropoda, Insecta, Coleoptera, Chrysomelidae.